This is a messenger RNA of Leptinotarsa decemlineata (Colorado potato beetle), 688 nucleotides long. RefSeq lists its product as uncharacterized. The record is from RefSeq and is a predicted model, not a curated record. NCBI's taxonomy places the organism in Eukaryota, Metazoa, Arthropoda, Insecta, Coleoptera, Chrysomelidae.
UAGUUUUUCAUGCUUAGUUCGAGCGAAGUAUUAUUUGGGUAGAAAUGAAUUGAAAUGAAUUCACAUUCCUAGAUGUUGUAACCGAACAAUGUGGCAAUGUCGAAAACGUUAUGUAUUGUUUUCUAUGGAUUAUUUCGUUCGAUGAAAGCAGAUACGUCAUAUUGUAGUGAAGAUGUACAGCUGAAAAUUUUCAAAGCCCUGACAGUUAUAUCUUCAAAGCUCAACAUGAUACAAAAAACUGCUAAUUCAAUUCUGCGCAUUCAUCAUGUUAUCGAUGAGCCAAUGCUAGAUCCGAAUUUAUUCAACACUUCCAAAAUUUCCAUGAACUUGCCCAUUAAAGAUGAAACUGAACUAGAAAAAAUGGAAAACUGGUUGAGAGAAUCUACAGAAAACCCAAUAAUGCUAUCCAACGAACUCAGUUUCUUGGGUGGCACAAAUUUGAAAGAUGUCACCAGAAAAAUAUUAUAUAAAACACUUUCCAACGAGAUUGGUUCUUUAUUUUCGUGGGAUGGAGCAAAAGGAAAGCGUCAAUUCAAGAAACAAAAACUGGCAAACGUUAUCAUAAGAGCAGUAAGAUUGAAUGUGGUAUCGGCAUCAUCAACAGAAUCGGAUAUAAUUGACGUUAUCAAACAUUGGCUGGUACGCAGUAAGGAACGCAUGGAAAGAGGUAUGAUGAAACUGAAAUAAC